AUGCCACCACGCGACAGACAGAACGACGCGAUCUCGCUCUACGUCAGCGGAUUCAAGGAAACCACUCGCCCAAGUGACUUGGCGACUCUCUUUGAGUCCCAUGGACGCAUUGCCGAUGUCUACAUCCCCAAAGAUUACUACUCUGGACUCCCCCGAGGAUUCGCCUACAUCCAGUACCAUGAUGAAGAGGAUGCCCGCCGCGUCUUUGAGUCUGGCGAGCAGUUCGUCCUCGAUGGACGCAAGCUCGCACUCCAGUACGCCCAGGGUCGCCGCAAGAAAACGGUGGACGAGGUAGCGGAGGAGGUGGAGGAGAUCGUCGCCGCUCCCGAUCUGCUGACCGCCACUACCGCCCAAGUUCCCGCCGUCACUCGCGCUCAAGAUCGCCCUCCAGAGAUCGCCGUGAUCGCCGGCAUGACAGCCGCAGCCCCAGACGUCGUCGUUCGCACAGCCGAUCCCGCUCAAGAUCCCCCCGAUCCCGAUCCCGCUCUCGCUCUCGUUCUUCUCGCCGCCGCUCGCCUUCUCCUCGGGGACGUGGCAACCGUCGAUCGCCCUCGCCCAGACGCCGUUCGCCUUCCCCUCGCCGCCGCUCUCCUUCGCCUAGACGUCGCUCUCCCUCUCCUCGUGAUCGCUCUCCCCCAAGGGGCGGAAGCCCUGGAGGCCGCCGACCUUCGUUGA
Messenger RNA from Linnemannia hyalina, 675 nucleotides. Lineage: Eukaryota; Fungi; Mortierellomycota; Mortierellomycetes; Mortierellales; Mortierellaceae. The record is from the annotation of a GenBank genome assembly.